Molecule: messenger RNA, 903 nt
Organism: Lachancea mirantina
Lineage: Eukaryota; Fungi; Ascomycota; Saccharomycetes; Saccharomycetales; Saccharomycetaceae
Source: the annotation of a GenBank genome assembly
AUGUCUUACAACCCAUAUGCAUAUGCAGCGGAAAACUCAGAUGUAAACGUGAGUGGACGUCACGUCGAAAGACAAUCGUCUUUUGCAGCGCCUCCGCAACAGCACUUCGCACAACAGACGCAACAAACACAUCGAAACGAGCCUUUUCAAGGCAAAAGCGCCUCAAUGGCUUACCAACUAGGGCACUCUGCAUUCACGAAUUUCAUAGGGCAAGAAAACUUGGAUCAAUUCCAGGAACAGAUCUCGAAAGCAGCCGGGAGCUCGUCAUCGCUGUCGCAUUAUUUUCAAGUUUCGAAUGGAUACGUUUUCAGAAAACUCAAGAUAAUUGUGCUCCCAUUCAUGCAUCGGAGCUGGCAGAGGAUCCCAGAUGCCGCAGGGAAUGGGUCAGGUGGAGUCGCAUUUCAAACUCCGCGCGUCGACGUGAACGCUCCAGAUUUGUACAUCCCAGUAAUGGGUCUUAUCACGUACAUUUUGGUGUGCAAUGUGCAGCAAGGGCUGCAGGGAUCUUUCAAUCCUGAGGACUUGUACCGGAAAUUGUCGUCCACCCUUGCGUUUGUUGUGCUGGACCUGUUGAUCUUGAAACUGGGGUUGUAUCUGCUUGUCUCCUCAAACUCAACGACGACCCCGCUUUGGGAACUGAUCUGUUAUGUCGGUUACAAGUUCGUGCCUUUGACAAUGGCUCUUCUCUGGCCUACAACGCCCUAUUACCUUUUCUUGCUCGGUAAGGUAUAUCUCUUUAUCGCAUUUGGCGUUUUUUUGCUCAGAUCGGUCAAAUUCAACUUGUUUGUCGACGGAGUCAAUGACUUUCAGACCGUCAAGAAGAGUGUUGUCAAAAAAUGUAACUACUUCUUGUUUGUCUACGGGUUUCUUUGGCAAAGCGUUCUCAUGUGGUUGAUGGGCUGA